This is a messenger RNA of Bemisia tabaci, 727 nucleotides long. RefSeq lists its product as uncharacterized. NCBI's taxonomy places the organism in Eukaryota, Metazoa, Arthropoda, Insecta, Hemiptera, Aleyrodidae. The record is from RefSeq and is a predicted model, not a curated record.
UUCACUCGGAGGUUCAUUAGUUCUAGUUUGUCAUAGACAUGGCGUACCGGAAAAACCAUGUCUCGCUCCUGCUUGUGGGUCUUGUUCUCUGGGUCGCAAGCGACAGGAUAUACGCCUUCACGAUCACGUUCCCCGGGAAGAUCUCUUGGAACGACGGGAACGUCAUCAUUCGGGGAAACUCCGUCGGGGUCGCUGCGAUCGCACUGAAGGAGGGCGCCCUGGUCGUCGGCGGUACGACCAUCUGCGAGAGCUACACGGACGUGGUGGCCGGCAAAGAACCCAUCUACCAGAAGUCCCCGGACGGCUCCAGCUGGUACGCCAACGUCAAGGUCGGGGAGCCCAUGAGCUACGCUGAGAUCCAGGCCUUCGAGGCCAAGUGGCCCAAGUUCGCCCAGGGGAGGGAAGAGCGCGUUCGGAAGGCGCUCCAGGCGGCACGGGAUCCGAAUUGGGGCGCCGCGCUGGCCAGACCCCGGCCCGCCAGGGACGCGAAGAGGCGUUCGCUAGGAGGGUUUUUCACCUCGUUUUGGCCGUUUUCCGGGUGGUGGUGAAGACUCUGCACAACUUCGGAUGACGAGUAUUUGAGCAGACAAGUGCUAGUAUCCGUCGCUAGGCUCUUGAAUUUUCAAAGAGCACGGGAGUAAUAGGAAAAAAUGUACAUUUUACUUUUCGUGGCGAACGCAAUUGUAUCUGGUGAAAACAAGUUAAUAAAAAACCAAUAUUCAGCAGC